Molecule: messenger RNA, 4788 nt
Organism: Eublepharis macularius
Lineage: Eukaryota; Metazoa; Chordata; Lepidosauria; Squamata; Eublepharidae
Gene: SEPTIN9
Product: septin 9
Exons: 12
Coding region: 365-2143 (592 amino acids)
Biological process (GO): cytoskeleton-dependent cytokinesis
Cellular component (GO): septin complex; cell division site; microtubule cytoskeleton
Molecular function (GO): GTP binding; GTPase activity; molecular adaptor activity
Source: RefSeq, a predicted model, not a curated record
AGCGGAGUAGGAGCAUGUGCCAGAGCUUAUUUGUUCACUGAGGAGAAAAGGUUAACAUAGUGCUGCAGCUGAGUUCUGCUCGCUGCCUCCCCCAGCUUUAGACUAGCUGGAACAGCCCACAACUGUACAUCAGAUUAGAAAAGGUGUGUUCUAAUUAAUGGGAGUGCUGUGGACUCCCUUCUCAGCGGCAACUGUGUCUGUGUAUACUUGUACCGGGUAGGAGGAGUGCACUUCCCCUGCUGAGCCCUGCUUGCUGGAACAAAAGGAUUAUUAAAGCAGUCACAGAUCACCCUGGGGAUUACUUGCAGGAGUCGCUUGGAGAAACUUUACUCUUUUCCUAUGUAACAGCUGGGAUAAAGGCAGCAUGAGAAAGACAUCAUAUUCAGGAAUUGCGAGGACCUCCAGUGGGAGACUCCGAAGACUUGGUGACCCAACGAGCCCAACUCUGAAGAGAUCCUUUGAGGUUGAAGAAGUAGAUCAGCCUCCAAAUUCUUCCACUCCACAAAGACGGACACCUAAUCCUCUUGUUAGGUCCACAGUGUCCAGCUCUACCCAAAAAUUCCAGGAUCUUGGCACCAGGAAUUCUGAGACCCCUUCCAGACAUGUGGAUUCUCCUGCAACGAGGUCUCCCAAAUCCUCUCUGAGGAGAGUUGAUCUUUCUGGACCAAAACAUCCUGAGCCAGUGUCCAGAAGAACAGAAAUCUCCAUUGAUAUUUCAUCUAAGCAAGUGGAGAACUCCACAUCAGGAGCAUCGAGAUUUGGCCUCAAGAGAGCAGAUGUGUUGGGGCAUAAGCCUCCUGAUACGGCUCCAAGAAGGACUGAAAUCAGUAUAGGCAAACCGCAGGAUCAAACUCUUCGCAGAAUGGAAGUUCCCUCAAAGAUCCCCGAGCCAACACAACGGAGAGUUGAAGCCAAUAGUCCACCUGUGCCAGAUGUUGCCACCAAACGUGUGGAAAUUCAGGUACCGAAAUCCUCAGAGGUUCCAGUACCACCAGUUAGACAGACUGAAAAUGUGGAGCUUUUCCAGACCAAUCAACACCUGCCACCAGAGCCAAAGCUUCAAUCAGCAGUGGCUGAGAUUCCACCCAAAAGCCAAGAAGGUUCAGAGGCCAUUCCCAGUUACCCAGGCAGCAUGACAGACGCCCCUCGAGAUGCUGCCCUUAAGCAAGCUGCACCAACGCGGACAGAGAAACCAAUGGCCGACUUUGGCUAUGUUGGGAUAGAUGCCAUCCUUGAGCAGAUGCGGAGGAAGGCCAUGAAGCAAGGGUUUGAGUUCAACAUAAUGGUAGUUGGUCAGAGUGGCCUGGGAAAAUCCACUCUAAUCAACACCCUCUUCAAAUCAAAAAUCAGCCGCAAAUCUGUGCAGCCAACUUCUGAAGAGCGUAUCCCCAAGACAAUUGAAAUCAAGUCCAUCACACAUGAUAUAGAGGAAAAAGGUGUCCGUAUGAAACUGACUGUCAUUGACACUCCGGGUUUUGGAGACCACAUCAACAAUGAGAACUGUUGGCAACCCAUUAUGAAGUUCAUCAAUGACCAGUAUGAGAAAUACCUCCAGGAGGAGCUCAAUAUUAACCGGAAGAAGCGGAUACCAGACACCAGGGUCCAUUGCUGCAUAUACUUCAUCCCUGCUACCGGUCACUCCCUCCGGCCGCUGGACAUUGAAUUCAUGAGGCGCCUGAGCAAAGUGGUCAACAUUGUGCCUGUCAUCGCCAAAGCAGACACAUUAACACUAGAAGAGAGGGACUAUUUUAAACAAAGGAUCACAGCAGAUCUCCUUGCCAAUGGCAUUGAUGUCUAUCCACAGAAACAGUUUGAUGAGGACUCCGAAGACAGGCUAAUAAAUGAGAAAUUUAGGGAAAUGAUUCCAUUUGCUGUGGUGGGCAGCGAUCAGGAAUACCAGAUUAAUGGCAGACGAAUUCUGGGAAGGAAAACAAAAUGGGGCACAAUUGAAGUUGAGAAUACAACACAUUGCGAAUUUGCUUACUUGCGGGAUCUUCUCAUCAGGACACACAUGCAAAACAUCAAGGACAUUACCAGCAGCAUCCAUUUUGAAGCCUACAGAGUCAAACGCUUGAAUGAAGGCCAGAACGUGCUCUCCAAUGGUGUGGCUGACAAGGAGGACUUGGUGGCCAAUGAAAUGUAACAUUCAUGACCUAGCUAGGAUCCAGUUUUCCCUCCUCCCCACUCUGUUCUCUCUCUAAUAUAUAUCCAUAUAAAACUCCUCUGCUGGUGCCACUGUUCUUCCCCCUCUGUACUAUUGAUAUCCACGCUGCUGACUUUAACUGACCAAAUAACAAUAUUUUUUUCUGUAACAAAUGUAGUGUCUCACUCUUUGCCAGCCUUUGUGGCAUGAAACAUCUAUUCUGUGCUUCCAUGUCGUGGGCCAUUGGGUGUAGUAAUAGGUGACCAAACCAUUGCGGAGAGAUGGGGGGUGAGCCAUAACCUCGGCAGGAAAAGCUUUGCCAACCUAGAUGCUCAGCAUUAGCUGUGACACCCCCUUCCUGGACAGAUCCUUUAUGUGAUAGGCCAGCACCCUGUGAAGGAAAUCCCAUUGAUAAAUACAACCUUUGUACUCUUGAAAGCCAAGGCGAAGUCUCCUUAUGAAGCAGACCGACUUCUUGUAAAUUUAUCAACUGGGCGAAUUUUCAUCCACCUCUUCCUGGUGGGGUUGGGUGAAGACAUUUGCUUGGCCAUUUUGUUGCAGUCGGCCUUGCGGCUUGGGAGAGAGGAGGGCACCACCUAUCCUGUCCCUGCAGCUUCCUUCCUAGUGGAGCACGAUCCUAUCAGGGCUAUCCUAAGAGGGGUGUGGUUGCUCCGAAUGAGCAACUCAACUUACGCAGGCCUGGGAAGUCUCAGCUGGAUGUGCCAUGUUUUUUCCCACACUGUAUGGGAGGGAGUUAGAGGAGAGCCCACGUCUGCUGCCUUGGUUUUAGCAAUUCAGGUCAAUAGAGAUGUUUCUGAGCCACAUGACUGACCUAGUGCCAAAGCUUUACUGUGUUUUAUAGGGGUGUUUGCGUGUGUGUUUGCGUGGAGUUUUUCAUUCCCUAACUCCAUCCCUUUUGGGUUAAGAUUUUUCUGUCAUUAGGUGAAAAGUGAAGGUGAGAGCGGGGCAAGAGCUGAAUUAUGAUUUUAUGGCAUGUUUCAGUUCUGCACUAUACAUAAUUUACCCCCUGAGUUGUCUAGACCCGUUCUCCUUUCUUUUCAAAAAGCCAGCAAUAGUGGGGGGGGGGCGGCCUGUUCACUAGAAAAGAGUGGGAGGUCUCUUGUGGGAUAAAUAAAACGGCUGCCAGGAAAAGCUGCUUUCCUCAGGUACAAACCCAAUAUGAAUCUUAGGAGGGGCAGCUCCCCUUCCCAUCACUCUCCGUCCUUCAGGGUUGGAGUCCCAAACCCUGCUGCCUUCCUAGAGAUUCAUGUGAUGCAUUUAGCUCAGACUUCUUUCGAAUUAUUUGGGAAUGCUUGCCUGAAUAAGAGGUAGAACGUUUUUUGCAAACCCGACAGAGAAGGCCCCAUUUCUUUGAAAAAUUAUGUUAAUCUUUGAAUAAGCCUAGGAAGGCUUUUGGUAUUUGGCUGGCUAAUAUUUAUUUUUUUCAUUGUACAAUUCCUGGGUGCAAUUGUGGCUACAAUUCCCCAGGUGUUUAUGUCUAGACAGAUCUUGCAUGUUCAUCUCCAUAUGAAAUGCCACGCUGUGGAUAAAAAGCUGAGUCUAGUAUUUGCACACUGUCUGUCCCUAACAGCGCAGGAAAGCGGUGCGUUGUCUCAUCGUUGAGCUGAUUUGGAGUUCUUAAAGAGACAAGCCCCAUUUGAGCUGAUUGAAUGAGUCAUUAGGUCCUAGGUUUUCUGCGCUUUCUGUUCUAGGGAACAUAAUGAGUGGUGUCCAGCUUCAUGGAACAUUUGUGGCAUAUCCCAGUUCAUUUGUACCCCUUUUACAAGGGGUACAAUUCAUUUGUACCCAUGCUGCCCUCUUGUGGAACCCUCAAAAUGUGCUGAUUCCUAUCAUUUAUAAAAGACCAACUUGAGUUUUCAUAAUGUUCUUACAAGUGACCCACUCUCAAACGGCAGCUAUGCCUAAGGGAGGAUGUUUCACACCCUAAUGUACCUCAUGGGAUGGCACACAAUCCCUUCUUGCAGAUGUUCAUGAUACCAGCAUAUGAACCUGUCUCCGUCCAAAACUGGCUGUGACCUUCGCUCGUUUUCACACUGCUCUCUACGAUUGCUUUCCCCUCCUCAAUAGAAGCUAUUGGACAUCUUUUUCCCCCUUUUAAAAUUCAUACCCCAGUGAACAUAUCCAUAAACAUUCGCUGAAUCAAGACUCUUGCCCAGAUAACUUCUGUGUGUCCCUCCCAAACUGAAAAAAAUGUAGGAAUCUUUACUGAGCUUGUGUUAAGCUGAGGAAAAUUAUUUUUGUUACAUGCUGACUUGCUAUAUUUUAGCAAAAUAAAAAAAACUGUGUAUUAACUAAAUAUAUAUAUUUCAAGUGUUUAAAAGACUAUGAAAAGGGUUAAGGGAGAAUGUGUUUCUUUGGGGAGAAGGGAGGGGGGAUUCUCUUUAGCAACACUCUUAUUGCAUCCAGUAUCUCAGCCAGCGAAAGCAAGACAAAAAUGCUUUCUACUCUUAUAUUGUACUUUUUUCCUGAUGGAAAGGUUUUACCGAACAAAACUAAAACAUUCGACUGAAUCUAUAAAAAUGGCCUCUUGGUGGGUUGUAUGCAUAUGACAAAUUUAGUCCUGUUUUUGUAUAAAUAAUAGUGUUUAAUAUGUAUUUCCCAAAAAUAAAUGUUUCAAAUGGAAA